Messenger RNA from Penicillium digitatum Pd1, 1953 nucleotides. The record is from RefSeq and is a predicted model, not a curated record. NCBI's taxonomy places the organism in Eukaryota, Fungi, Ascomycota, Eurotiomycetes, Eurotiales, Aspergillaceae.
AUGGAGAAAGUCGAAGCUCUCGUGGACCGUGCCAAACAGUUAGUACUUCACGAGGCACCCGAGACACCAACAUACACGGUUGACCAAUUCCACCCAUCUUUGGACGAUCAUCUCCAAAGGAUCUACACGACUGUAAAUACGCGUGCUCCAACUACAAACUAUUUCCUCCAAGAAGUGCAGCAUGACACUACCGUCGCAACUUCUCCCGAGCCUGUCGCCGACAUUUUGGCUUCUCUUGAUGCGUUUCGUGCCUACAUGAAAGAUGCGAAUUCGUCUGCGAUGGCACUUGAAGAAGCUUUGGAUCUUUCCGCCCCGAUUUCAGAUUACUUCAUCUCGUCGAGCCACAACACCUAUUUGACGGGUAAUCAGCUCUACGGAGACGCUGCUGCUAGCGCCUAUACAUCUGACCCGGAUUUCAAUUUACUCACGAUUCAACAGGUCCUCCUCCGCGGCUGCAGGUCGGUCGAGAUUGAUGUCUGGGAUGGAGAAUCCGACACCGCAAACUCCAGCGACAGCGACAGCCGUGAUUCCGAGACUGAAGAAGGGAGCAGUUCUGGGAGCAAGUUAAAAGAAAAGGCGAAGGCCAAGAAAAGUAGCAACGAGAAACACGCCAAAGGACAGAAAGAAUCAGUCGCGUCCAAGUUGGAAGCCAAACUUAGUGGCGUACUUCGUCGCAAAUCUGUCAAGUCGCCCAAGCGACCACUCGAUGCAGAGACUGCAACGAGCCAUAUGCCUGCCCCCAUUGAGCCUCGUGUUCUGCAUGGUCACACCCUGACCAAGGGAACCACAUUCCGUGAAAUCUGCUAUGCAAUCCGGGACAGUGCCUUUGUUGCCAGUGAUCUCCCACUGGUCAUCAGUCUUGAGGUACAUGCGUCUCUUGAGCAGCAACAGACAAUGGUGGAUAUCAUGCUGGAGGCGUGGAAAGGAUUGCUCGUGGAGGCUCAUCCGGAGGGUGGGAAUCUUCCCUCGCUGGUGGAAUUGAAAAAAAAAAUUUUGAUUAAAAGCAAAUGUGUUCCAUUCGUUGACGAGGACGAGAAAAUCGAAGGAGAGGCGCUGACGCCGCAACAAUCCGAUGAUACGUCCUCGGGGCAGCAGCCGCUGAAGCCAGCCAAGAUUCUUGACGCUCUGGCCAAGAUGGCUGUCUAUACUCGCGCGUAUCACUUCAGUCAUUUUGAUCAACCGGAGGCCAGAAUUCCUUUCCAUGUGUUCUCGCUCUCCGAGAGAGCAGCGCGAGAAGCCCAUGCCAACCACCGCGACGCCUUGUUCGAGCACAAUCGAACAUCGAUGAUGCGUAUCUACCCGUACGCAUUCCGAGUCACCUCGUCGAACUUCGAUCCGACAUUCUACUGGCGGCGUGGCGCUCAGCUAGUAGCAUUGAACUGGCAGAACCUUGAUAAGGGCAUGAUGCUCAAUCAUGGAAUGUUUGUCGGAAGCCGCGGCUGGCGAUUGAAGCCCUCCGGGUACCGAAGCAGCAAAAAUACUCCGACGGAUGUUAUCGACCGUCGUAGCUUAACACUCUCUAUCGAGAUUUUCGCCGCGCAACAUCUCUCUCUGCCGCCGGGCAAUCACAGCGAGAGGGGAUUUAAACCCUAUGUGAACUGCCAGCUGCACGUCGAAGAACCGGAAGGCGAUGUUACCUCGGACCAGGACGACGCGAGUUCCGACACAGAGAAAAGUAGCUACAGGCGGUGCACGAAGAGUUCUUCAGGUCGUAACCCGGACUUCAAGGGUCAGAAGUUGCAAUUCCCGACCGUGGCGGGGAUAGUUGAGGAGCUGAGCUUCCUACGAAUCAAGAUCAAGGACGAUGAGAUCGGUCGGGACUCGUUAGCUGCGUGGGCUUGCAUCCGAAUUGACCGACUGCGGGAAGGCUAUCGAUUGAUUCACCUCCAUGAAUGCGCCGGCGAAAAGGCUGGGGGAAUCUUGCUGGUUAAUAUUGUAAAACAGGUCUCUUAA